Molecule: messenger RNA, 1134 nt
Organism: Penicillium verhagenii
Lineage: Eukaryota; Fungi; Ascomycota; Eurotiomycetes; Eurotiales; Aspergillaceae
Product: cytochrome b5 reductase family protein
Exons: 1
Coding region: 1-1134 (377 amino acids)
Molecular function (GO): oxidoreductase activity
Source: RefSeq, a predicted model, not a curated record
AUGAAGUCGUUAAUCCCCUCCCAGCGCUGCAGCUUCAGAGCUAUCCAGUCCGCAAGUCGACCUCGCCGAUACGCCUCGACCUCAAAUGCCUCCGCGACGGCUUCUCGAAAAAACCGCUGGUUGGGGGUUCUCGUCGUGACCGCUACGGCAGCUGGCGCUGGCGCCUAUCUUCGAUCACAAAGCCCUGGAUCAACGACGCUGAAUGAGGAAACAUUCACCAAGUACAGUCUUGUCUCCAGAGAACAGGUUUCGGCCACAAGUAGCCUGUUCACCCUUCGACCCCGAUACCCCAGCGGCAGCAACUACGAUGUCUACGAAAGCGCAUGGCGCAUCGGUGUAUGGAGUGUGAUGUUCAAGCAGCCCCAACUACAAAUCGGCCGUGACUAUACACCUCUCCCUCCGACAUCUGCGACGACUUUGACCGUGGAUGAGGAAAAUGAAGGGUACCUGCAGUUCUUUAUACGGAAAGAUCCGUUCGGCGAGGUCUCCCGAUACCUGCAUACCCUGAGUAUAGGGGCCGAUAUUGAAAUGCGAGGUCCCCAGAUUGAGUGCGCAAUCCCGGAUGAGACGCAGGAGAUUAUCUUCAUCGCUGGCGGUACUGGGAUUGCGCCUGCGUUGCAGGCGGGAUACUCGCUUCUCAGUCGCCGAAAUGAUGAAUCCCGGCCGAAGAUUCACAUCCUGUGGGCUAGUCGGUUGAAGGAAGACUGUCUUGGGGGUGACAGCGACACGCCUAGAAGUUUGCCGUCUCGCGGCUCUUGGUUCUCGUGGUUUGGUUCCAAGACCGACGUUCCUGACCAGGGAGCGACAGUUCUUCCGCUCGAGGAGAGGAAGACUUCUCUUGUUGUGAAAGAUCUCGAGGCUCUCAAAUCGCAAUACCCCGGUCAGGUCAAAGUGGACUAUUAUUUAGACGAGGAAAACCGAUUUAUUCGGGUAAACGACAUCUCUGAUGUUGUGAAAUCUAGUGGGCCGUCUGAUGGUCCGCAGAAGAAAUUGAUAGUGGUAUCAGGUCCCGAGGGAUUCAUCAGUUAUAUGGCUGGUCCCAAGGUUUGGGCCCAAGGACAGGAGCUUCAAGGUCCAGUCCAGGGAGUAAUUAAAGAACUCGAUCUAAAUGAUUGGGCCGUUUGGAAGCUAUAA